CCAGCAGGUACCAUCCAGUCGCAGUGUCUGAGCAGCCUCAUGGCGUGUCUUGACUCCACCCCUCGCUGCUACUUCUACGGUUCCUCCUCCUACUCCUGCUCCUGCACCAACCCUGACACGCCCUGGUCCUGCACCCUCAUCUCAGCCACAGCCAGCAAGCCAGCAGGAUGCAGGGACAUGGCAGCAGGCGCAUGCGUGCCAGGCACGUGUGUCAGCGACGGCUCUCAGCUCCUUGGCUGCGCCUGUGCUGCUGGCUUCUCGCAGCGCAACGUGUCCUCCAAGCCCCCCUACUGCGCUCCUGAAGAUAGCAACUCAACUGCACCACCGUCACCAUCACCGCCACCACCACCAUCAUCACCGCCACCACCGUCGGAAUCACCACCGUCAGAAGCAGCACCGUCAGAAGCAGCACCGUCAGAAGCACUACCGUCAGAAGCACUACCGUCAGAAGCACUACCGUCAGAAGCACUACCGUCACAAGCAGCGCCGUCAGAAGCAGCACCGUCAGCAGCAGCACCGUCAGCAUCACCACCACCGGACAAGUGUGCAUCUUUGCUGGCGAACCCAUGCCAGCCGGGCAUCUGUGCCAGCAACGCCUCAGCUGCCUCUGGCUACAGCUGCGACUGCCCCAAUGGUUUUGACGAGUUCACCAUUGGGCGCACAACAAUAUGCAGCGUACCGCCUGGGUCAGCGGGCGCGCCCCAAGGCAGUUGCUCCCAGUUCUCCACCAACCCCUGCCUCCCCGGCCCUUGUGUCAACGACUCUUCGGCAGCAGCGGGGUACUCGUGCCACUGCCCCUCGGGCUACGUGCAGACCUCGUCCAACCAAAUGCCGUCAUGCUCCAAGGAGGUGAACAUGUGGCAGUGCUCCGAUGCCAUCUAUGCAUGUAUGGACAUCACGCCGCGCUGUUACUGGGUGGCUGGCACGGCCUACUCAUGCUCAUGCGGCAUGCCUGAAACGCCCUUCAAGUGCUCCAAGCUCCCAGGCAGGCCGGUCAACUGUUCAGAUGCCACCCGGGGCUUGUGUCUGCCGGGCUUCUGCCGUACCAACGGGUCGGCGUUCAUCGGCUGCUUGUGCGCCACAGGCUUCAGUCAAGUCAACCCCUCUGCAGGCGACCCAUACUGCACUGGCACUGGCGCAUGCCCCUUGAAGGAGAAUCCCUGUGGCGAGGGCGUUUGCACUGGCACGGGCAAUGACACCGGUUACACCUGCACCUGCCCGCCUGGUUACCACGCUGCGCAAGCCAAUGGAUCGCUCACCUGCACCACGGAGCCGUCAUCAGGCGUAUCAUCAGGCCUAUCAGCCGCAGCUAUCACAGGGAUUGCGGUUGGCGCUGCUUGCCUUCUUCUUCUAGUCAUCCUUGCCCUUUUCCUUUGGCUGAGGCACACUCGCCAACAGCCCGAGAAGCGCACGGGGCUGAAGGGUGCUGCACGGAUUGACCAAGCAGUUCCACUGUGCCAGGAGCUGCCCCUGAGCGAGCUGACCCAGGCCACUGACAACUGGUCGCCCCACAACCUGCUGGGGACGGGCGGGUACGGCGACGUGUACCGCGGGGUGCCUGCUGCCGACCCUUGUUCUGUUUGGGCCGUGAAGCGAGCCAAAGUCAUCACCAAGGACUUCAGGAGAGAGGUGCAGCAGAUGGCAUCGAAGCACCACCCGAACCUGGUGCGGCUGCUGGGGUAUUGUGUACAUAUGGAUGCUGGCACGGAGGAGCACGAGCAGAUUGUGGUUUAUGAGUUCAUGGACGGAGGCGACCUGCUGCAGUAUAUGCAUGCCGAGAAAGGCGCGCGCCCCCCUCUCUCCCUGGAGCAGCGCCUGAGUGUGCUUAUUGACAUAGCUCGUGGGCUGCAGUACCUGCACAGCUUUGGCAUCGUACAUCGCGACAUCAAGCCCGCCAACAUCCUGCUAGAUAGACACACGACGGCCAAGAUAGCGGAUUUUGGCAUAGCGCGCAUGGGGGAUGAGAGCUCCAGUGGCGACACGACUCGCAUUCUCGGCACCCCGGGCUACGUGGACCCUUCGUACUCCAAGUCCCGCAAGGCCACCACUGCUGCUGAUGUGUACAGCUAUGGUGUCGUUAUGCUGGAGCUACUAACGGGGCGCAGAGCACUUUUGCCAUUGGGAGACCAGAACGUGCACAUCCGACAAUGGGCUGAGCCGCUGCUGGCGUGUGGGGAUAUAGAGAGCUUUAGGGACCCCACCCUUGAUGCCCCGCAUGAUACCAUUCUGCAACUCGGCCAGCUGGCGCUGCGAUGCACCGCCAUGCCCGUAACUGGCCGUCCACACAUGGACCAGGUCGUUUCGGAUCUGAGUAAAAUUCAUAAGAGUGCACCCGGGGGCGGUAGUUCGGAGUUAAGUGCAGUUGAUGCGAUUAUGCUUAGUGUUGAGCAUCCAACGCAUAGUUUUGACGAGGCUAUUGCCCUUGCUGUGGGAAGUCAGCAAUCUGCUCUAGCACAACGGUCUGAUAGUUAAAUUAUAUCUUAUAUAUAAUUGUAGGCUUGGUAGCUGUUACUGAAACUUACUGUAGAGGGUACAACACCCCUCCUUUAUCCCUCUCUCUUCUAUUCUCUACCUCUUGUCUCUCGUC
Messenger RNA from Closterium sp. NIES-67, 2587 nucleotides. NCBI's taxonomy places the organism in Eukaryota, Viridiplantae, Streptophyta, Zygnematophyceae, Desmidiales, Closteriaceae. The record is from the annotation of a GenBank genome assembly.